ACUUUAAAACCCUAAAAUUCGGCGGUGUAUUUUUUGGUCUCCCAACUUGACUGGGGGACUGAUAAAUUCUUCCUUAAACCCUAAAAUCGUUGGUGAGAGAGGGCGAUGAAGACAAUCACCGGAAAUGUGGUUUCUUCGAAGCCAAUCUCCCUUUCCAAAGCGGCGUCCACUCUCUCCUCCUUUCUCUCCGUCGAUAACGGCGCUUCGAAAGCGCUCUGUGCCUACCUGAGACGCGCCUCCGCCUCCUUCAACGAGUUAAAGCAGCUUCAUAAGGACCUCAAGUCUUCGCGGUCCGAUCGGAAUCCCCGAUAUCACGGAUUCGAGGUUUCAAGUGGUUUAGAGGCUGCUGUAGAUAGUUCACAUCGGAUUGAAAACGGUGAGAGGAUCAAAUCUUCUGUAUCUGAGAGUAAAAGCGGGAAGAAGCGGCGGGAGAGUAGGGAUCUGAAUGAGGACGAGCAGGAUGGGAAAACAGCAAUGGCAAGCGGUGGGAAUGUUGAUUUUGAGAAUGUAGUGGGUGAAGAUGGAAAGAGAAAGAGCGACGAAUUGAAGUCUGAAAUUGAAGGUAAACCUAGCCGAAGAGUCGAGGUCGAUUUGAAAUCAAGCGAUAGAGAUGAGAGCGUUGUAGCAAUUGAGAAGAAAAAAAAGCACAAGAAAAAGAGCAAGGAUGGAGAAGAUGAACGUGAUGCUGAAGUCGGGCAAAGUUACGGGAAAUCGCAAACUAGUGCUAAUAAUGGCGAGACUGAAGAUUUCGUUGAGAACAAUGUAGCAAGGGAAAAAGAUAGAAAAAAGAGGCAUAAGGACAAGAAUACUUUGGGUGAUGAGAAGGAUGAAAAGAGGACAAAGAAGGACAUUGAUGAUGAAACAGGUCUUGUGGAGCUGUCGACUAAGGAUAAGAAGAAGAAGAAGAAAAAGAAGAAGAAGAACAGGGAAGAAGAUGCGGACGUUCUUCAAAAUAACAGUGGAGAGGCUAUAGAGAAAGAAAAUAAAAAGAGGAAAAAUGGAGACUUGGAAGAAGGGGUAGAUGAUGGUUCAGAGGAGCAGCAGGGUACAAAGAGAAGGAAAAGAAAGUCAUGAGACAAGCAAGGAUGAACAUGUAACUCAUUAUUUGUUAGGAGUUGAGGAAGUCUCUGUAUUGGAAGAUUCCAUGUGCUCACAGCUUAUUGGAAAGUCUGUUUACUAAUUGCUAUCAAUGCCCAUUGAUCUCCGAUGUUUAUUGCAAGAAGCAAACAACAACUGCGUGGAAGGCAGCUGCUAUAUGCAAAGGAAAUGUAGAAGGUACAUGAUUUGAUGCAUAUUUAUAGUAUUGCAUCAGGUAACUCCCAGCUGUUAUGAACAUUGUUUUGAGUUAAUGAUAAAAGCUAAUGUAUUCCUAUUCGAUCAAGAGAUGGAUCAGCCUGCAUAGCCCAAA
Molecule: messenger RNA, 1408 nt
Organism: Cucurbita maxima (winter squash)
Lineage: Eukaryota; Viridiplantae; Streptophyta; Magnoliopsida; Cucurbitales; Cucurbitaceae
Product: nipped-B-like protein B
Exons: 2
Coding region: 106-1074 (322 amino acids)
Source: RefSeq, a predicted model, not a curated record